Mya arenaria is the source of this 1134-nucleotide messenger RNA. RefSeq names its product V-type proton ATPase subunit F-like. Gene Ontology annotation, cellular component: membrane; proton-transporting V-type ATPase, V1 domain. NCBI's taxonomy places the organism in Eukaryota, Metazoa, Mollusca, Bivalvia, Myida, Myidae. The transcript is spliced from 5 exons. Gene Ontology annotation, molecular function: proton-transporting ATPase activity, rotational mechanism. The record is from RefSeq and is a predicted model, not a curated record. Gene Ontology annotation, biological process: proton transmembrane transport. The coding region runs from base 23 to 403 and encodes 126 amino acids.
AGUCCUUCCUGUCACAUGUCACAUGAUCUCCAAGAUGGCGCAUACAGCACAGAAGGGUAAACUAAUAGCUGUCAUCGGUGAUGAGGAUACAUGUACAGGAUUUCUGCUUGGUGGCAUUGGUGAAAUUAACAAGAAAAGAGAACCAAACUUUUUAGUGGUCGGCAAAAAUACAAGCAUUAUGGAAAUAGAAGAAGCUUUCCGUGAAUUCAUUAUAAGAGCAGAUAUUGCCAUAAUAUUGAUUAACCAGAAUAUUGCUGAAAUGAUUCGACAUGUAAUUGACACGCACACAGACCCUAUCCCGUCUGUGCUCGAGAUCCCCAGCAAAGAGUGCCCCUAUGAUGCCAGUAAAGACUCCAUUCUACGAAGAGCUAAGGGGAUGUUCACAGCAGAGGACUUCAGAUAGAGCUGGUACCUAGUUGUUACCCAACCUGUCUCUGCUUGGUGUUCAUAUGUCCAUCCUGGAAGGAUUUGUUAUCAAUAGAAACGUGCGACACUGCUUAGACGAUCCCAUGAUGAAACAAAUGACUUGCAUAAAUUCAUUAUACGGACAUAUUAUUCAAGAAUAUAUUUUGCGUGUAUCUAGUAGCAUGUUUAGGGAAUAAUGAGUGAAGCACAAAAUGUAAGCAUUUAUCGUUUGUCUUAUUGAUCUCGAAUAGAAAACUUACGAUAUUUGUAAUUUAUUAUUUUCUUUCGAUAUCAUGGUUUUUAGUUAUUUAUCAUCUUAAUUGUCUGUUUGAUUUAUUGUAAUUAUUUACCAGUUAUUGCAUACCCUGCUGGCAUAAUUAGAAUUUCGAAAUAGGGCCAAUCUUUUGAGCCAUAAAUUAACAAUCGGAUACCUCUUGGUUAUUUUAUUAAACAAUAAUUUUAUCUUGGAAGCUUUCAGAAGAUGGCCGAGUCAUUACGAUUGUACACACUUUUAUUUUAGGUGUUUUCAUGAAGAACAAUAAUAGAGCAUGUAGUCAGUGACUGAAUACCAUUCUAAAAAUAACCAUCCCUGAUAUGCAUUCUUCAUGUACAUGUAUGUUUUCACAACUUCCUAGACCUACUUUAUUAUUGAAUUAGUUAUAUAGAACUUUAUUGUAAAAUGACAAUACUCAAGAUUGAAACAAAUAUAUGAUUCUCUCUUUAAAUGAU